CUCUUUCUUUUUUACUGGUCAACCAGCUAAAUAAUAUACCCAGAGACUAUGUCGGGCGUUGAGAACAACCGGGCUUUCGCUCGGCCCCUUCUACCAGAAAUUCUAAGUCGGAUCAUGGAAUUUCUCAGUGAUGAUAGAGCUGCUCUGCGAUCAGCACUCCUGGUGAACAAGCUCUGGGCUGCGGAAGCCAUGACUGUCCUUUGGCAAAAGCCGCCAGUGGAAGCCUUGGCCUCAAGCCCGGAUGACCACCGCCAAUUCUACGCCCGUCAGGUUCGCGAGCUAGAUUUCGGGGGCGACAAGGACGGGAAACACCAUUCAACUUUCCGUAGCCUGGAAUUCCCAAGGCUGAGGCGUAUAACGAUAGACUUUUAUCGACCCGACGAUGGUGAAAAAUUAUGGCUGGAUCAAUACAUACAGCCGAAUCUCGAGGAAUUCAUUUUUUAUGGCGCUGAGCCUGCCGGAGACCUACUUAACUUAUUGGAAACCCGUUGCCCACGUUUGCGGUGUGUUUUGAUUGGUUAUGUAUGGGAGGGGGUAAGCGCUAGCCGCUUGAUUAAGUUCUUUGAUUGUUGCAAGUCUUUGAGAUCGAUAUGCCUUCCAUCCAAUAUGGAAAGGUUCCUCGACGACCAGAUGUUUGCCUACUUCGCCCGUCGUCAUGACCUUGAGGAACUAGAGUUUGGAAAGACCAUCACAUAUGAGAUGGUGGAAAAGGCCCUUGAUGGGAUUCAGAGCCCUUUCAAGUAUAUUCAGCGCCUCACAGUUCCAGCAGAGUCAAAGGCACUUAAGCUAUUAGCUCCAACGAUCAAGUCUGUUACCACCCUAGAACUCAAUGUUGAGGAUAGCCAGUUCAAUCCUUUGCCACUGGUCAGUUCGCUGGUUAACCUUCGUGAGCUUGAGAUUGCACCUCAGUGGGCAAGUUGGUCGGCCACAGACUUUCUUGCACUCAAAGGUUUGAAGAAUUUACGCAGACUGGAAAUCUAUCCGAUCGAGGACGACCUGACGUCCCCCAAUUUGACAGACCCGGAUUUCGUCCAGAUCUUUGCAAAUAUGAGUGAACUUCAGCAAAUAUCUUUCCAAGUCCAGUGCACAUUGUCAACAGCAGCGAUCACUUCGCUAGGACAGCAUUGUCGUCAACUCACAUCCUGCGACCUACUUGGUUCCUAUUACUUAAACAGCUGGUUAAAUAUUGAACGACCGCUCUUUCCACAUUUACGGCAGCUGGAACUCGGUGCCAUAAUUCCCGAAGAGCAAGGACCCCAGCCACCUUCAUCGACUACAAGAGCUCAGAAGCUUGCGCACUUAAUUGUCGAGCAUGCACCAAACUUGGAACAAUUACAACUAUGGGACCGCGAUGAGUUUUCGAAAGAGGUGGUGGCUGCUUUCAAAGCCGAGACUGGCAAUGAAUACAAUCCAUAAUACAUAGAAUACGAGCGACCGACAGAUUUAGACACAUGCGCAUAGCUUCAAAUGGAAUUCUCUACUAGGGAUGCACACGGUAAGACUAAUACUCGAUAGAAUAGAGACACCGGCUAUCUACCACUGGAUACAGCGUAACAUCACAGAAUCCCCUUCUCGCAAACUGCUAGACACCUCCGUUCUGUCCGAUGUCAUGCC
Molecule: messenger RNA, 1614 nt
Organism: Aspergillus alliaceus
Lineage: Eukaryota; Fungi; Ascomycota; Eurotiomycetes; Eurotiales; Aspergillaceae
Exons: 2
Coding region: 49-1416 (455 amino acids)
Source: RefSeq, a predicted model, not a curated record